Pogonomyrmex barbatus (red harvester ant) is the source of this 8076-nucleotide messenger RNA. It is a transcript of the gene sima, whose product is annotated as HIF-1 transcription factor component sima. Gene Ontology annotation, molecular function: DNA-binding transcription factor activity, RNA polymerase II-specific; protein dimerization activity; RNA polymerase II transcription regulatory region sequence-specific DNA binding. Gene Ontology annotation, biological process: regulation of transcription by RNA polymerase II; cellular response to hypoxia. Lineage: Eukaryota; Metazoa; Arthropoda; Insecta; Hymenoptera; Formicidae. The record is from RefSeq and is a predicted model, not a curated record. Gene Ontology annotation, cellular component: cytoplasm; transcription regulator complex; nucleus.
UGGAUGAGAUAUUUCUUUCUGGUUAGAUUUAUAUCUAGUUUUUUUAAUCUAAUCGCAAUAAUCUAGAAGCCACAAGCCGCGUACGUGCUGCUUAAUGCAAAUUUAUGCUAAUUGCUUUGUUUUUCAUCCACGUUCCUUUCUAUCGGCGUCUCUCAAAGUGGUAUAGAGACCGUGUAUUCCACGAAUUUUAUCGCCUGUUCCGCAUUUUAUGCCGUUAUCUUCUCGUGAAUGUUGGUGUGGGUGUUUAUUCGUUUUCUUUGUAUCACAUAUUGCAGAAAAAUACUUUUGCGAUAACUGAAACUAUAGUAGUAAGAGACUAUUUGAUGCUGAUUUGCAUGAUCAAAGGUACUUGAAAUUUGUAGAACGAUAAAGAUCUGGAACGUCGAAACGUACGAAUUGCAAAUCGAAAUGGUCCGAAAUGGCGCAAACGCGUCUGGCAAUUUUGUUACGUUACGCGCGCGACAUCGAUGAUAGAGUAUCGUUAUCGACCUGUGAGAUAACGAUCGUUCGAAACGCCCGGCAGAAACAGCAUCGCAUUACUAACCGGGGCUUUAGUAUCGCGUGAACCGCGAAAGUGGAAGUCAAAACUCGUGUCAAAGGGAGCAUGAGAGAAGACGGGGAUGACGAUCUCCCGUCUAGGGUUAAACUCUCGACGAAUCGAUAAAUUUAGACAUAUUUGUUGACAAUUUUAAUUUCUGACGAUCGUCAGCGGGACUUAGUUCCCUUAAGCUAAAGAAUAAGAGAGAAUUUACAAGAGAGAUACAAUAAAGAGAUAAGCCGAUAAGAGAUAAUAAUAGAAAUAUAGACUAUUGGCUCUUGAAGGGGCGGGGCGGAAAUUCCGGUUGAAGAUGGGGAAAGAUUGAUGACGGAAUCCUGACGAGAAGAGAUGAGAAAGUGUCGUUCAACAUAGACAAAACACGAAGGAGAAUAUGUCGGAUUAGCGGAAAGAGAAGAACGAAGAAACGGAGGUAGGAGAGAAAAAUAAACGAAGUUAAAGGAGUAAGUUUUUUUUCUUUAUUCUUUUUUUUUCUUUUGCGAGGACGCAACUUCGUUCAUCUCGUACCGUAACGUAGAGAGCGAAUUUUGUGAAAGAUAAGAAAAAGAGUGGAGCGAAUAAACAGAAAAGAAAGAACAGAAACAGAAGGGCAGCGUGGAUAGACAACUAGAUAUUUCACUUGCAAAGAGGAAUUGGGAUAUCAAAACAAGCAGGUCUUAUUUUUCUUGUCUUUUUUUUACGUCCCUGUCCCCUCCUCUUCUCUUACCAUUGGAAAAGUCUCGAUUGUACAUCGGUCACGUGGACCAGACGUGACCAAGAUAAGCUCUUCGCGUCACAAAAAAUAAAAAAAACUGAACGUGAGUGAUAGAGAAAAGGGGUGAAAUUUCAAACAAGUGGAAAACAACUAGAGUUAAAACGCAUUAACGCGUCGAAUAUUUGCUUUUAAGUGGACUGAUAAUCAAUGAAUCAGGAUAAUAUUUCGAGAUAGAAUUUUUUUGUCGAAGAAAUAAAGGCAUACAAGAAAAUACGACCUCGCGGCAUUGAUUUUAAAAAAAUCUCUUAGAACAUGAAAAGUUCGCUAAUCACGUAGAUCGAAGCAAGGUACGAUUAGGAAGUAAAAGAAGUACAAAAAGAAAGAGAAAGAGAGAGAAGCGAAAGGAGAUACUGAAGGGGAAGGUGAAGGUGAAAGGAGAAAAGAUUAGAGAGGAACAAUUAGCGACUUGAUCAAAGAUCGAGAAGAAGCAAUGAACGUGCGUUUGCACGAGGUGACACCAGGAGGAGGAAGCGAGGCGAGGGAGGGAGAUACAAACAUCAUCCUCGGCGACGGUCGUCAGCAGCGGGGUCGUUGCUCCGAUCCUCGCGACAAUUGGAUCGGCAAGGCGACGGGUUAUGUCGAUGUCGAUGCGCGUCACAUGGCGAGAGGAAACGAGAUCGAUUUCCCGUCGUGCGAAUUGCUAAAACUCGCGCCGCCUCUACCGCUGUCAUCUCCCCCGCCGUCGUCGUCGUCGUCAUCGUCGUCGUCGUCGUCGUCGUCGUCUUAUGGUCCAGCGAUUGCGUUCGACAACGUGAACGUCUUACCCGACAAUAUUGCCGCACUCUCUCCCAGCAUUACGUCACACACUGGCGAUAAUGUCAGAUUGCGAGCUUGCGCUAUCGGGACGACGUCUUGCCCCACGAUGAAAUUCUCGUAUGCGCCUGGUGCAGGCUGCAACGUGGCAUGCAACAAUGCACCCGUGACGACGUGCAAUAUCACGUCAGCAACGUGCAAUGUCGCCCCGACCGACUGUGAUAGUCCGGAGACGACGUGGUUCCGCGACAACGACAACGACAACGACGGUUCUUUGGCUGAGCCGCGAUCGGGAAGACGCCCGUUGAGCUCGGCGACCUCGAAGAAUUGCCAGCUGGGCCCGAUCGACGUCGAGGACCUCGCGAUGUACUUUGACCCGACGUCGGUGGACGGCUGCAGGCCGCCCGCGACCGGCAAUCGCGCGAUCCACUCGAGGAAACCGCGAUACGGACAGGCCGCGAGGAUGAACCAGCCGCCACGGGAGAGUCCUCGUGACCUCGACUUUCGCGUCCUACGCUCUUGCGACCUGGCGCCCGGCGAUACACUGCGAGCCUGCGACAUGGGACCCAGCACUCUGGCCUAUUGUGAUCUGGGCUACAACGACGACUCGCGGCUCCGCGAUACUCAUUGCGACGUCUAUAACAACUCGGGAUAUAACGACUCGCGGUUUCACGGACCACCACCGUGCGACCCUAGAUUCGGCGAUCCAGGAUUUUGCGACGCGAGAGUACGCGGAGAGCAGCCCCCCCACGAUCUGGGACGGAGCGGUCCGGGGCCGGGCAAUUGGUUCUGUAACGAUUGUCCGGAACUGUUUAAUUUCUGCAGCGAGGAACGGUGGCUGCAGUGCCCAGCGAGCGAUCGCUGUCCCCUUUACGACCCCUCGUACGUUUACGGCGCUCCCGUCUUGCCGCCGUGUAUGUACGAGAAUGGAUAUAACGAUAACGAUAACUGGCAUUACGGCUACGUGGAGGACGACCAGCUUCUCGAGGAUUACCUGAGCAACGAAAAGAGGAAGGAGAGAUCCCGCGAUGCAGCUCGUUGUAGGCGCAGCAGGGAAACCGAUAUCUUCGCUGAACUCGCGGCCAUACUUCCGGUCGCACCGGAACAGGCGACGUUCUUGGAUAAGGCCAGCGUAAUGAGAUUGGCGAUUGCCUACCUCAAAGUCCGGUCUGUUGUGGAUUCCAUUUCGACAAAGUCCGAGUCAUCAACAGAAAUGGAUAAGCUAUUUCCAAAAGCUCUCAACGGCUUUAUGUUAGUUCUCUCCAGUGAUGGUAAUAUGGUCUACCUUUCGGAGAACGUCAGCGAUUAUCUCGGAAUAUCACAAAUGGACAUGAUGGGCCAAAGCGUAUACGAAUAUAGCCAUCCCUGCGACCAUGAUGAAUUGCGUGAGUGCCUCUCCUCGAAACCAACGGAUAACAAUGAGAAACGUGCUUGCAACUUCUUCCUACGGCUUAAAUGCACCCUUACCAGCAAAGGCAGGAAGGUCAAUCUAAAGAGCGCUUCUUACAAGGUAAUUCACUGCACUGGGAGAUUGACGAAUAUCCACGAUUCCAACUCGAAUUCUACGGAAGUUGAUAAUGAAGAGCAAGGGAAAGAGGAUGAAAUCGUGAAACAAGACACAAGCGUCUCCUUGGUGCUCGUGGGUAGUCCAAUACCCCAUCCAAGUAACAUCGAGAUUCCUUUGGGGCGCCAUACCUUCUUAUCGAAACACAAUCUCAGCAUGAAAUUUACUUACGCCGAUGAGAAAUUGGCUGAAUAUCUGGGCUGGAGCAGCGAGGAGCUGAUGGGUCGAUCGGUCUUCGAGUUUUAUCACGCGCUCGACAAUUUGGCGCUGGACAAGUGUUUCAAAUGCCUGUUCAGCAAGGGCCAGUGCGAGACCGUGGCGUACAGGUUUCUGGGCAAACGAGGAGGCUACGCUUGGGUCGUCACCCAAGCCACUCUUAUCCACUGCGCCAAGCAGCAGAAACCAAUCUCCGUUGUCUGCGUCAAUUACAUCCUAAGUGGGGUCGAGCACGAGGAUGAGGUUUACAGCGUGCGCCAGCUGGCCGCGCGUGACACCGGUGUCGAUUUGGUGAAACCGGAGAGACCGUUGCCGGUCUUGGUGCCGACUGCCACUGCGGUCUCGACGACAGACUCGAGUCAAGUGUCGCUGAACGACGAGGAGGAGAUUCCCGCGGAGGAAUCGGCGACCGUCGACGACGAGUCUCCCAGGAGUGACGAUCGACCGCUCGCCGUCACCGCGUCGAUCUUCCGUCCGCGUGACGUUGCGAGGGGUUGCGACAACGACGACUCGCGGAAGGACGACGCUUUGCCGAGGCAGGCCCAAGAGGAGAAGGCGUUCGCACGGGCUCUCAAGGAGUCCCUCGAGGAGUCGCUGAAGGAGAACGACGACCCGGCGACGAUAGACCGACAGAACUGUCGGCCGUUGUCCCUCGCUAAAAAGAAGCUACCCUUCGUAUUCCAGGGUAAAUCGUCAGUGCGCGAUUCCGCGGACAGUGCCGGACAUCGUAAUCGUCCGCAGGCGGUCACGAGACAUCUAUUCGCGCCGCUCGUGACCGUUGCGCAGCAACAGCAACAGGAACAGCAGCAACAACAACAACAACAACAAGUGGAACCGCAAUUAUCCUGCCGACCGCCGCCGCAAACGGCCACAGCGAGUAUUUUCGCGCCUCGCACUGAGGACAUGAACAAGGGCUUUUUGACUUUCAGCGAGGAUCAGCCGGGUCUCACCAUGUUGAAGGAAGAGCCGGACGAUCUGACGCAUCUCGCUCCCACGGCUGGCGACGUAUGUGUACUCCUAGAGGACACUCCCAUCCUGUCAGAUAUGCUGGAUGAAUUUAUCUUCGGUAACGAUAAGCUCAACUACAGCUGUCCCCUGCUGAGUCCAGGCGACGCUUUGACGCCGGAAUUGCGUUCCGCAGACCUCUCGGGGUCCCUCAAGGAUGCCGAUUUGGUGGACGUUGCUACCAAGACAAAGGACGCGGUUGAUCGUCUGGCCGAUGGUGAUCCCUUCAUGUAUGGCGACUCACCCGGAAGUCCAUGCGGCAUUGACCCGAACACGGUGUCGCCAUCCCUUUCGAAGUUCCGACAGAGUCCUGAACGCAGCCUGGACUCACUUGGUAGUCCUACAGGAGGCAGCGGUGGCGAUGGCCUCUCCGAGGAUGAGAUGCUUAUGUUAGGUAUCACUGAUAGUAUAGGAGACGACGAGUUAGCACUUAGAGCACCAUAUAUUCCGAUGUCAGAUCAAGACGAGGCAUUAGAAUUGCUUAUCAACGAUGACAUGGUCAUGUGGGGCUCGUCACAGCCUACCGACAAAGGAUCCUCGAAGUGGCUACUAGAUGAUCGAGAACGUGGUUCUGAAUCUAGUUUGGCACAAUUGCUACGAACCGAUCAAGCGGUCUCGCGGCGAUACAAUGACCACGGCGGAGGCUUGCUUAAUCCAACACAGUUACUAGGCCAAACACUCAGAAAAAAUACAGCCUUCGAGUCUUCUAAUCAGGAACGGAUUGACCGUCCCAAUAAGCGCAUUCACUCCGGUCUCAAUAUAGAUUCCGAGAACGAGUACAAGCGUCUUAAGUGUGAGGACUCGUCUUUCGAACGUAUAAAUCUCGAAGAUACUUUGAUGAUGAAGCAACAGCGGCUGUCGACAACGCUUCACAAGAAGUCACCGUCGAGUCUCGAUAACACCUGCGAUAGUCAGCUUUUACGUCGUCUGGUCUCGUCGCAGAUGUCGAAUAUCGUGUCGCAGGCGACAACUUUAUCCAACGGCGAUAUCCGCAGUAGCGGCGAACAUCGCGAAGACAUUUCGAAGCAGCACGAUCGUAUCCUCGAUGAUAUUAUCGACUUCGUCGAAACGGAGGGCGACCGCGGCGGAGGAGGAGGAGGAGGCGAAAAUCGCGGCGGCGACGGCAACGGCCUAGAUAAGAUCGACGUGACGAGUCGGAGAAGGAAUUCUUCCUGCGGCGCUGGCGGCAGCAGUGUGUUAAUGAAUCUCCUGGUUUCCGGCUGCGAUGAUUCCCUGAUGAAUUCCCGCAAUGUGCCAACCAUGUUAUCAAGGAACCUAACAACCCCGUUGUCUGUGAACGUGGACAAUCAGAUGGUACCGCAUUGCGCGAACGCGAAUGUCAAUGUCAUGUCUUUGCCCGAUCAUCUCAGCCCGGAUACCAGGAAGCAUCUGAUCGGAUCCUUCUCCGAUAGCGGCGGCGGUGGAAGUGGAGGUGUAACCCCAAUAAUCUCGCCCACCACGUCCGCGAUGGCAUCCUUCGACGGCUUCGAUUACGAUGGGUCCGCGGGCCUGUUGCAAGUGGGACCGGAGCUACUCGACGGAUUGCUGGAUCGAAAUCUGGUGUGAUCCAACGUGAUAUGAUUUAUUGGUUGUCGGCGCAUCAGAAAUCGAUCGAGAAAAUUAGAAGCUGAAUUCGAUAUUAAUUUUCUCUAGUAAAAGAUCAUCCUUUCACUUUCUUUUCGCGAUACGAUUCGAGUAUUAUUACGAUCAAUAUAUUGUUACAAUUUUUGUUGUAAUCAAAUUGUUAUCAGGUUGUUGAUUAACUUGCUAUUGCCGACGUUACACUCAGUUUCAGAAUCUGUACAAUAUUAAAUAUUGAGAAAUACAGAGAAUGAGAAAUGAUGAAUUAGAGUGCGAUUCAAAUUCCGCUUCUAAUUUCUGUGUAAAUAGUCAUUUAAUUCCCGGUGCUCUGUAAUAAUUCAUUAAGCAUCAAAAAUUCCAGAAGUACAAUAAAUGAAGCGCGAUUUACGUUAGAUGUUCAAGAGGACGCUCGAUCAAUGUAAAGAUACGAAAUUAAGAAGUUAAGUAAGAAAUUUUAAGUUUUCAGAAUUUUAAGUGAUAUUUUUAGAAUGAACUUUUUUUAAUGAUUUCUUUAUAGUAGUAGUAAUAGAUUCACGUCUCUUUACAUUUUUCUCUGGAAUUCGCGUGCGAAUGUUUACCAAGUGUGCCAAUGGAUUCUCAUUAGUAUGAAACAGAUUAGUACGAGGGAAUUAAUCCAUGCGAGCUGCGCGACGAAUUAAGCUUGGCAAAUGAUGAUUUUGUGUAAAAAUGCAAGUCUGUUAGUCGCGUCAAUCAAAGGCUAUAGUGUUUAUAAAAUUAUGACAAAGAAUUUAUAGAAUUUUUGUGUGCAUGUAGAUCUCUUACUUUUUUUCGUGUUUUAUAAACAUUAUAUGUACCAUAAUUUUUUUAUAAUUAAAAUGCGUUGAAAUAAUAAUUUAAGGAAGAGCUCUUAUAAGUUAGAUUUAAUGUUUUAACAAAUUAUCUCUCUAUUUUGUGGAAUUUAUAAUUUUUGUAACAUAUUCCUCUUCUUAGCUUCUGUUUUAUGCGAUGGGAUUUAAAAUAUAAAGAUAAUAAAAGACGCAUAAUUGUAAAUUAAACACAUUAUGGACAGUUCAUAAGAUGUUAUUUAAUAAUAAUAAAAAUAAUUUCUAAAUUUUAAUGUGUUCAAAAAUUAGUAGGCAUCUGAAAUGAAACAAUUAUAAUGAAAAAAUUUAUUAAAAAAAUUUAUUGUAUAAUUAUUAACAUAUUUCUAAGGGAGAAGUAAAUGUUAUAGCCUUUUAGCGGCUCGACCUGUCUUUUCUAAAAGUUGUAUAUAAACGAUGCAUUUAUACGCAUUGGCAAAUUUGCAAAUAUAAAUAUAAAUAUAUAUAUAUACAUAUAAACUGUAUAAUGAAUAGGAAAUUUAAAUAAAAUAGGGAGAAAUGUUAUGUUGAGAGCAAUUAUUGAAUGUGAGAAAGUAAUAAUGAUUUAGCAGAUAUUUUAAAUGAAUAAUUGUAAAACAAACAAGAACAAUAUUAUUCGAUACUAUUUCCAUUUUAAAAAUGCAAUAUGACAAAUGCAAAAAGUGAAAAGUAUUUGUAAUAUUUAUCUUCUUUUUAUAUAUCUCACAUAAAUAUAAUUUCAACAUUCCUUUAAACACUUUUUCUUUCUGCUUUAGAAAUAAUGAAGUAAUAAGAAUACCGAUUACUUAUAAAAUUUUGUAUUCUGAUUUUUAAAAUUGACGAAAAA